Abrus precatorius (Indian licorice) is the source of this 2063-nucleotide messenger RNA. Its product is annotated as L-type lectin-domain containing receptor kinase IX.1-like. Lineage: Eukaryota; Viridiplantae; Streptophyta; Magnoliopsida; Fabales; Fabaceae. The transcript has a single exon. Gene Ontology annotation, biological process: protein phosphorylation. Gene Ontology annotation, cellular component: plasma membrane. Gene Ontology annotation, molecular function: ATP binding; protein kinase activity; carbohydrate binding. The record is from RefSeq and is a predicted model, not a curated record. Bases 1 to 1995 code for a protein of 664 amino acids.
AUGUCAGGUGCUCCAUUCCUCCUCACCAAUUACUUCACACUCUUUCUUAUUGCAUUCUCCUUUACUCCCCUUUCCCAAAUCCAAUCCCUCUCCUUCAACAUAACCAACUUCAACGAUCCAACAACCUCAGCAAACAUGGCAUACGAAGGUGAUGGAACAUCAAGCAACGGUUCCAUAGUCUUAAACAAAGAUAGUUACCUUUUCCGUGUUGGAAGAGCCAUUUAUUCCCAACCGCUUCACUUAUGGGACUCAUCUUCCAACGUUGUAACCGACUUCACCACACGUUUUACUUUCACUAUUGACAAAGUUAAUGAUUCCUCAUCAUAUGCUGAUGGCUUUGUCUUCUACUUAGCCCCUUUGGGUUACCAAAUUCCUCCAAAUUCCGCAGGUGGCACUUUUGCUUUGUUCAAUGCCACCACCAACAAUAACCUUCCUCAAAACCAUGUUGUUGCUGUUGAAUUUGAUACCUUUGUUGGCUCAACUGACCCGCCCAUGAGACAUGUUGGGAUCGAUGAUAACUCUCUAACAUCCGCUGCUUUUGCUAAGUUUGACAUUGACAAAAAUCUCGGACACAUGUGUUACACUUUGAUCACUUACACUGCUUCUACUAAGACCCUUUCCGUGUCUUGGUCAUUCAAAGGAAAAGUAGGUUCCAGCAAUGAUAAUAAUGAGUCUUCUCUUUCUUACCAGAUUGAUCUCAUGAAGAUUCUACCAGAGUUUGUGAACGUUGGGUUUUCUGCUUCAACUGGGUUAUCCACUGAAUCAAAUGUUAUUCAUUCUUGGGAGUUUAGUUCUACUUUGAAUGACAUGGAUAAAAAGGUGGGACAUAAAGGGUCGAAGUCCACGGUUGUGCUUAUUGUUGCUGUCGUUUGUUCAGUGGUUUUUUUGGUUGGAGUGGUGAGUAUUGUUUUGUUUAUCAUGAAGAAGAGAAGAAGGGAAAAUAGUUGUGAUGAUUAUGAGAAUGGACCUGCUUCUGUGAAGUUUGAUUUGGAUAGAGGGACUAUACCUAGAAGAUUUGAUUAUAAAGAACUAGUUUCAGCUACUAAUGGUUUUGCAGAUGAUAACAGGCUUGGACAAGGUGCUUCUGGACAAGUUUACAAAGGGGUUCUGAGUUAUUUAGGAAGAGUGGUUGCAGUUAAGAGAAUUUUCGCUGAUUUUGAGAACUCUGAGAGGGUUUUCAUCAACGAGGUUAGGAUCAUAAGCCGUCUUAUACAUAAAAACUUGGUUCAAUUCAUAGGGUGGUGUCAUGAGCAAGGGGAGUUUUUGUUGGUUUUUGAGUACAUGCCUAAUGGAAGCCUUGACACACAUUUAUUUGGCAACAAAAGAACAUUGGAAUGGCAUGUUAGGUACAAGGUAGCUUUAGGUGUGGUCACAGCACUUCGUUAUCUUCAUGAGGAUGCUGAACAAUGUGUUCUUCAUAGAGAUAUUAAGUCAGCUAAUGUGUUGUUGGACACAGAUUUUAGCACAAAAAUUGGAGAUUUUGGGAUGGCAAAAUUGGUGGAUCCAAGGUUGAGGACUCAAAGGACAGGGGUGGUGGGGACUUAUGGGUACUUGGCUCCUGAAUAUAUCAAUGGAGGGAGGGCUAGUAAGGAAUCAGAUAUGUAUAGUUUUGGGGUUGUGGCUUUGGAAAUUGCAAGUGGGAGAAGGACUUUUCAAGAUGGGGAUUUUCAUGUGCCUUUGAUGAAUUGGGUUUGGCAACUUUAUGUGGAAGGGGAAAUUCUAAGGGCUGCUGAUGGGAGAUUGAACAAUGAGUUUGAGGUUAAUGAAAUGAUGAGUUUGCUAAUUGUGGGGCUUUGGUGUACCAAUCCAAAUGACAAGGAAAGGCCUAAGGCAGCACAAGUAAUCAAGGUUCUUCAACUUGAGGUGCCUUUGCCAGUGCUUACACUUGAUAUGUAUGAUCGUGUUCCUCUUCCUCCUCCUACAGUGAUUAGGCAACCCAAUUAUUCCUCACACACACCACCCAUCACUAAUAGCCUUGUAAGUGUUGGACGUUAAUUCACUGCCCUGCCUUUGUACAAUUCUAUUUCGGGUGGCAGGGUUUUUGGAUGGAAAUUAUGCUCUUU